AUGGAGUUCACCCCAGGAAAACAUUCUUUUGUUAAAAUUUCGAUGGAAAAAUCCUACGACGACGAUCAGGGCUCAUCAGUGCAGUACGAUGUGUCCGAGGCGCUGUUGGGGGCAUCGAGCUCACCUUGCGUCUCAAACAGAGGAUCCAAGUCUCCGAAAACUUGGAUCAAACACAACACUGUGAAGAUCCUGUUGACCUUCGCUUUGGUCGUCAUUGCGUUCGAGAGCAUUUAUAUUGUUGAAAUCCAACGGAGAGCGAACAUACGCUUCCUUGGGCCGACGGGUUUGAGCCGUGAGCGGACGGUUCCCCGGACAAUCUAUGCGCAUUCAAAAUACAUGUCCAACGAUGAGGACGUGGCAUCCAGGGCAUGGGACGAGAUCCUUGCGGGUCACGGAGUGAUUGCCCUCGAUGCCGAAUAUGUUGCGGAGAAGAAUCUCCCACCGAGUGUGGCUCUCCUGGACGACAGUGGAAACUUCAUGUACGUGAUUGAAGCGUACCAUGCUAUGCAUUGCACCAAAGUAAUUCGCGAGCACUACAUAUUGAUGGAGCAAGGUCGUGCCUGGAACUGGUCCCGUCCGCAUGACAUGCAUUGCUUCGAUGCGCUGCGACAAUACAUCAUGUGCAACGUUGAUGACACUAUUCUUUGGACGAAUGGCCAUAGAGAGACUGGCCAUGGGCAGGAGAAGAAGUGCAAUGACUGGGAUGCACUUCGGGACUAUGCGGAGUCGAAGUCGGCCAACUAUUUCGAUGUGGAGCCAGAGAAGGGCAUCAUGCACUUGGACAACUAUCAUGCUGGUGAUGGACUGACAUGGUAG
Didymosphaeria variabile is the source of this 816-nucleotide messenger RNA. RefSeq lists its product as uncharacterized. The record is from RefSeq and is a predicted model, not a curated record. Gene Ontology annotation, biological process: mycotoxin biosynthetic process. NCBI's taxonomy places the organism in Eukaryota, Fungi, Ascomycota, Dothideomycetes, Pleosporales, Didymosphaeriaceae. Bases 1 to 816 code for a protein of 271 amino acids. The transcript has 3 exons.